Molecule: messenger RNA, 3638 nt
Organism: Cervus elaphus (red deer)
Lineage: Eukaryota; Metazoa; Chordata; Mammalia; Artiodactyla; Cervidae
Gene: OSBPL5
Product: oxysterol binding protein like 5
Exons: 22
Coding region: 162-2825 (887 amino acids)
Biological process (GO): phospholipid transport
Cellular component (GO): membrane; intracellular membrane-bounded organelle; cytosol
Molecular function (GO): sterol binding
Source: RefSeq, a predicted model, not a curated record
CGCCCCGCGCUCCCUCCCUCCGCUCCCGCGGUUGGAUCAGUCUUCUGGCAUUUCCUGCAGCCGGGCCGCGUCGCCAGCUGAGCCCCCGCGCGCCCGGCCCGGCCCGGCCCGGCCCGGCCCAGCGCGCCCCACUUCUCACGAAGCCGCCCUGUGCCCACGCCAUGAAGGAGGAGGCCUUUCUGCGACGGCGCUUCUCGCUGUGUCCGCCCUCGUCCACCCCCCAGAAGCUCAGCCGGAACCUGCUCGUGGGUGGAGAACAUGAGCUCGAUGUGGGUACAGGGAAGGACAUGGAGCCCCACGGCUCGUCACCGCCCCGGGAUGAAGGGCCACCGACCCCAGGCUCUGCCACGAAGGUGCCGCCGGCGGAAUACAGGCUGUGCAACGGGUCCGACAGGGAGUGUGUGUCCCCGACAGCCAAGGUCAGCAAGAAGGAAGCUCUCAAGGCGCAGAAGGAGACCUACCGCCAGGAGAAGAAGCGUGCCACGAGGCAGCUGCUCAGCGCCCUGACGGACCCCAGUGUGGUCAUCAUGGCCGACAGCCUCAAGAUCCGAGGGACCCUGAAGAGCUGGACCAAACUGUGGUGCGUGCUGAAGCCGGGAGUGCUGCUCAUCUACAAGACCCCCAAGGUGGGCCAGUGGGUGGGCACGGUCCUGCUGCACUGCUGUGAGCUCAUCGAGAGACCCUCCAAGAAGGACGGCUUCUGCUUCAAGCUCUUCCACCCGCUGGACCAGUCCGUCUGGGCUGUGAAGGGCCCCAAGGGCGAGAGCGUUGGUUCCAUCACCCAGCCCCUGCCCAGCAGCUACCUGAUCUUCAGGGCCGCCUCUGAGUCUGACGGCCGCUGCUGGCUGGAUGCCCUGGAGCUGGCGCUGCGGUGCUCCAGUCUCCUGAGACUCAGCGCCUGCAAGCAGGGCCGCGAUGGGGAUCCCGGGUCCUCGCCGGACGGGUCGCCCUCCUCGCUCUGCGGGCUGCCCGCCUCAGGCGCCAUCCAUGACCAGGACCUGUUCCCACUGAACGGGUCCUCCCUGGAGAACCCCCUGGAGAACGACGCUUUCUCGGACAAGUCAGAGAGGGAGAACGCCGAGGAGUCGGAUAACGAGACGCAUGACCACAGCCGGAAGACCGAGAGCGGCAGCGACCAGUCUGAGGCCCCGGCGGGCCCCGGACGCAGAGGGACCACCUAUGUGGUGCAGGACCACGAGGAGCUGGGGGAGCGGGGCGAGGCAUCGCAGGUGGAGACGGUGUCGGACGAGAACAAGAGCCUGAUGUGGGUCCUGCUGAGGCAGCUGCGGCCGGGCAUGGACCUGUCCCGCGUGGCGCUGCCCACCUUCGUGCUGGAGCCGCGCUCCUUCCUCAGCAAGCUCUCCGACUACUACUGCCACGCCGACCUGCUCUCCAGGGCUGCGCUGGAGGAGGACGCCUACAGCCGCAUGAAGCUCGUGCUGCGAUGGUACCUGUCCGGCUUCUACAAGAAGCCCAAGGGCAUCAAGAAGCCCUACAACCCCAUCCUGGGGGAGACCUUCCGCUGCUGCUGGUUCCACCCCCAGACCAACAGCCACACCUUCUACAUCGCCGAGCAGGUCUCCCACCACCCACCCGUGUCCGCCUUCCAUGUCAGCAACCGGAAGGACGGCUUCUGCAUCAGCGGCAGCAUCACCGCCAAGUCCCGGUUCUACGGGAACUCGCUGUCAGCUCUGCUGGAUGGCAAGGCCACCCUCACCUUCCUGAACCGGGCAGAGGAUUACAGCCUCACCAUGCCCUACGCCCACUGCAAAGGCAUCCUCUACGGCACGAUGACCAUGGAGCUGGGCGGCAGGGUGACCAUCGAGUGUCAGAAGAACAGCUUGCAUGCUGAGCUGGAGUUCAAGCUCAAGCCCUUCUUCGGGGGCAGCACGAGCAUCAACCAGAUCUCGGGGAAGAUCACGUCGGGCGAGGAGGUCCUGGCGCGGCUCACGGGACACUGGGACAGGGAAGUGUUCAUCAAGGAGGAGGGCAGAGGAGGCGCCGAGCUCUUCUGGAAUCCCAGUGAGGAGGUGCGCAGGCAGCGGCUGAAGCGGUACACGGUGCCGCUGGGGGAGCAGAUGGAGCUGGAGUCGGAGAGGCUCUGGCAGCACGUCACCAGGGCCAUCAGCGAGGGCGACCAGGACAAGGCCACACGGGAGAAGUUUUCCCUGGAGGAGGCGCAGCGGCAGCGGGCCCGGGAGCGUCAGCAGAGCCUGGUGCCCUGGACGCCCCAGCUCUUCCACCUGGACCCUGCCACCCAGGAGUGGUGCUACCGAUAUGAGAAUCACAGCCCCUGGGACCCCCUGAAGGACAUCGCCCAGUUUGAGCAAGACGGGGUCCUGCACACCCUGCAGCGGGGGACCAUGGCCAGCCAGACCGCCGUCCUGGGCAGCCCGGGGCCCGGGCUCCAGGGGUCCGCUCCCAACCCGCGGCUCCGCAAGCCCAGCGACCAGCCCUCGGGCCACAGCCAGGUUACGGAGAGCAGCGGCUCCACGCCCGAGUCCUGCCCCGAGCUCUCUGACGAGGAGGAGGAGGAGGAGGACGGCGACUUCGUUCCGGGUGAGACCUGUGGCCGGCCCCUCUGGACCCGUGAAGCCGGGCUGCGAGAGCCCGUGCCCUCGGUGUGGGAAGGAGGCGCGGCGGCUGCAGGCGCUGCACGAGGCGAUCCUGUCCAUCCGGGAGGCCCAGGAGGAGCUGCACAGGCACCUCUCGGCCAUGCUGAGCUCCACGGCCCGUGCCAGGCAGGCCCCGGCCCCAGGCCCCCUGCACAGCCCUCGCUGUUGGUUCCUGCUCUGCGUGUUCCUGGCGUGUCAGCUGCUCAUUAACUACAUCCUCAAAUAAGAGCCCUGUGGGGACGGCGUGGGCAUCGUCUGCAGGACUGGGGGGCAGUGGGGAGCUGAGCCUCCCUCUCAGGCACCUAGCACUUUAAGCCAGCCCCGUGGAGGCAGAGACUCUGUGAGCGCAGCCCCCAUGGACGGAGGGACCCACGGCCGCAGGACAGCAGGAGGGACCUGGGCAGGGGGUGCCACACGGGAUACCCCUGGCAAGGCACUGGCCUUUCCCACAGGGCCCUCCGCCUCGCGCUGGCCUUAACGCUGAAGCCAAAUGCCACUUUCACCCUGGGCCGCGCUCCCUGGCAGCCUUGCCUCAUCACCCCCCUCCCCGGGCAGCCUCGGGGGGGCUGAUAGCGGAGGGGCUGAUGGUGGAGGGGCAGGAGGGCCUGCGGGGCUCCAGGUGCUGCCCCUCAGCAGGGGUGAGUGGGGGGCUCUGAGGAGCAAGCCGGCACGCCAGGUCCUCUUAGGGGCCCAACACACAGAGCAUCGCUUCCCGAGGCCCCGCCCACACUGUCCUGGACGGGCUCCAGGGGGGCUCCGGGCGCCGGCUGGGCUGCGAUGGGGCUUCUUUCCAACCCCUGUGCUAUCUGCACGGUGGGGCCCUGUUCAUACACUUCACAGGCCCAGCCCACCUCCCUCAGCCCGGACAUGCCAAGCUGGGGCGGGCACAGGUGAGCGUGGCGUGCCUGGGGGGCAUCCCCGGCCUGGGCCCGAGGAGGGACACUUUGUUCAGACGGAUGCACGGUCUUCCCUUCCCACACAUUUUUAAUAAACGCAAUUGCAAUAUUUUAGGCAGGCUGCGAA